Molecule: messenger RNA, 1414 nt
Organism: Oenanthe melanoleuca
Lineage: Eukaryota; Metazoa; Chordata; Aves; Passeriformes; Muscicapidae
Product: regulator of G-protein signaling 2-like
Exons: 5
Coding region: 154-777 (207 amino acids)
Source: RefSeq, a predicted model, not a curated record
CCCCGCCCGCGGGGCUAUAAGAGCGGGCGCGGCCAGCGCGGCUUGGUUAGUUUCGGCUCGGUUUCAGCUCAGUUAGUCUCGGCUCAGCUCGGCUCGGUUAGUCUCGGCUCGGCUCGGUUAGUCUCAGCUCGGCUCGGUUAGUCUCGGCUCAGCAUGCAGAGCGCGCUGCUCGUGGCGGUGCGCAUGGAGCGGGGCAGCCGCCGCCGCAGCGAGCCCGAGGAGGCGGACAAGGGCAGGAUGAAGAGAACCAUCAUUAAGGAUUGGAAAACGAGACUCAGCUACUUCCUGCAGAACUCUUCCAAUUCUAACAAAAGGAAAUCUAAGAAGGCAGGGAAACACCGUAAUUACUUCAGACCCUCCCCUGAAGAAGCCCAGCUGUGGUCAGAAGCCUUUGAUGAACUUCUUGCUAACAAAUAUGGUCUUGCUGCUUUCCGAGCUUUUCUGAAGUCUGAGUUUUGUGAAGAGAACAUCGAGUUCUGGUUGGCCUGUGAGGACUUCAAGAAAACGAAAUCACCCCAAAAGCUGACAUCAAAAGCAAAGAAAAUCUACAAUGACUUCAUUGAAAAGGAGGCUCCCAAAGAGAUAAACAUAGACUUCCAGACCAAGACCAUGAUUGCACAGAACAUCCAGGGACCCACCCACACCUGCUUCAGCGCGGCGCAGAAGAGAGUGUACAGCUUAAUGGAGAACAACUCCUACCCGCGCUUCCUGGAGUCCGAGUUCUACCAGGAGCUGUGCAAGAAGGCACCUCUCAGCAGGGCAGCCCAGGGCACAUGAGCCACGCAGAGGAGGGAGAAGCAGCCCCUGGGCUGGCGAGGAAGCCGAGCCUCGGCUCGUCAGCAGCGCCCUGACCCCAGAGGCUGGGCGCUCUGUUUGCCGCAGGGCAAGGACAGACAGACUUUGGUGCAGAGCUGAUGGCGUUCAGGGGACACGGCAGGUCCGGACAGAGCCUCCUCCUGGUGCACAGGAGCUGCUCCCUGCACUUGGGCACUGCUGGGAACUCGAGCCAUUGGUUGCCUAUUUAUUUUUCCCGAGCCUCCCCCAGCGCCGCUGUUGCCGGCGGCUCGGUGUGCUCGCACCGGUUCUGUUGCUGCCUCCAGCUGCCAGGAGCUGUGCUGGGUUUCUGUGCUGCCUCCUCACAGUAACAGCACUGUGAGGGGAGGAAGGGAUGGAAUAGCUCAGUUCCCAGAGGAACAGGUUCUGCAGCGAAAGUAUGCAGGGCUGGGUUGUGUCAGCAGGGCUGUGUGGGGCCACACCGAGGGCAGAACUUGGCCAAGGCGAACAGGAGCUGUAUAGUAUUAUAUUUCUAUGUGGAUUAUGAUUGUGUCAAAUGCUGCAAUGUCAUAAUUCUGUCUUGAGGACAGCAAGCUUCAGUGAAGUUUUAUUGUUUUUAAUAAACUAUUUUGAUACAAAG